CAACUUGACUGACCAAUGGAGGACUGGGUAAAGAUUCAGAACCAGAACCAGCUGCUGGUCUAUCUGCUAGAGGACUGGUUUCCCUCCCAGGCCUCAGGUGAUUAGGCCUAAAAGCUGUACAAACAUUACAUUUUAAAGGUCAUAGUCAGAAGGAGUCAAUGAACCUGAAAAUGUUUGUGUUGUAAAUAAGCCAAUCAGAAGAGAGGAUGCUCUGACCCUCCCUCUCGUCUUGUUUUCUUUUCUUCUUCUUGUAAUAAUUCUGCACCCUGAAGAUGCACACCAAAGGAAGCUCCUGCUGCUGCUCCUUCGAAGACUACAAGCUGACCACCGAAUGGCUACUGAACCAGACCCGGCAUCGACCCAAGGUGGCAGUUAUCUGCGGGUCAGGACUCGGCUUAUUGGCCGAAGGAGCCGCCGACAAGCAGACCUUCAGGUACCAGGACAUCCCGAACUUCCCAGUCAGUACAGUUCCAGGUCAUGAAGGCUGUCUGGUCUUUGGGACGAUCGAGGAGACACCCUGUGUCUUCAUGAAGGGCCACUUUCACCUGUGUGAGGGUUACUCUCUGUGUCAGGUCACUUUCCCUGUUAGAAUCUUCAAGCUGAUGGGUGUGGAGUUCAUGCUGGUGACAAAUGCCUCCGGAGGGAUCUGCCCGGACUUUAAGGUUGGAGACAUCAUGAUCAUUAAAGACCACAUCAACCUCCCUGGGUUUGCUGGACAGCACCCUCUGUGUGGACCCAAUGAUGAACGGUUUGGUACCAGGUUCCCUUGCAUGUCAGAUGCCUACAGCAAAGACCUGAGGACGCUGGCUCUGGAUGUCGGCUCUGAGCUUGGCUGCAGCGACUUUAUCAGAACAGGGGUAUACUGUAUGGUGAGCGGACCCAACUUUGAGACCAUCGCUGAGGCCAGAGUGCUGCUGACACUGGGCUGUGACUCUGUGGGUAUGAGCAUGGUUCCUGAGGUGACUGUGGCCAAACACUGUGGACUUAAAGUUCUGGGUCUGACCCUCGUCACCAACAAGGUGUCUCUGGACUACAGCCGCGAAGAGAAGGUGAACCACGAUGAGGUUCUAGAGAUCUGCAAGAUGAGGGCGGAGCUUCUUCAGAAACUCGUCACUACAUUGAUUGGACGCUGUCAGCAGAACAUCAACAGGCAAUGACUCACAACUGAGACCCGGACAUGCAUCUAAGACAUGGACAUCUGAGACAUGGACUGGACUUUGAGACCCACCAAAGACAUGGAUCUAAGACCAGGAAGGAAACCUGAGAAAUGAAAUCUUA
Cyprinodon variegatus (sheepshead minnow) is the source of this 1278-nucleotide messenger RNA. RefSeq names its product purine nucleoside phosphorylase-like (gene pnp4b). Gene Ontology annotation, molecular function: purine-nucleoside phosphorylase activity. NCBI's taxonomy places the organism in Eukaryota, Metazoa, Chordata, Actinopteri, Cyprinodontiformes, Cyprinodontidae. Bases 273 to 1157 code for a protein of 294 amino acids. Gene Ontology annotation, cellular component: cytoplasm. The record is from RefSeq and is a predicted model, not a curated record. The transcript is spliced from 7 exons. Gene Ontology annotation, biological process: nucleoside metabolic process.